This is a messenger RNA of Ceratotherium simum simum (southern white rhinoceros), 1067 nucleotides long. The record is from RefSeq and is a predicted model, not a curated record. NCBI's taxonomy places the organism in Eukaryota, Metazoa, Chordata, Mammalia, Perissodactyla, Rhinocerotidae.
GCUGUUAGGAUCCUAAUCCUCUGCGAGGACUUGCUGCCAGUGUGUACAGUAGUCAACUGCGUGCUUUGGUGCUCACCUUUCGGGCGCUAUCAGAGGUCUCAGCAGCAGAACAAAAGUUGUGGAUGAUACUUUUUAACCUUCUAGAAACUCAGCUAACUCAUUUAGUUCUCAAGAAAUGAUCAAGAAAACAUCAAUAUAUAGCCAUCCAUUAUUUCAUCGCUUAAUGGAUCAAGAAGCUCAAAAAGAGAACAGAGAAGAUGAUGAUGACAAGGAAGUGGUUGCACAGAUCAUGGCAAGAUGUUUUGUUCCAACUUUAAUAACAACCGCCUCCUGGGAGGGAUUUCAUUUUGUGGGUCAAGAGAUUCGGAUUACUGAAGCCACGGAUUGUUAUGGUGCCGUUGUUUGGCCAUCGGCCCUUGUUCUAUGCUAUUUUCUGGAAACAAAUGUAAAGCAGUAUAAUAUGGUUGACAAAAAUGUGAUUGAAAUUGGAGCUGGAACAGGGCUGGUCUCUAUCGUGGCAAGUUUACUUGGUGCACAUGUGACUGCCACAGAUUUACCUGAAUUACUUGGAAACCUGCAAUAUAAUAUUUCCCGAAACACCAAAAUGAAAUGUAGGCAUUUGCCUCAAGUUAAAGAACUCUCCUGGGGUGUAGCUUUAGACAAGAACUUCCCCAGGUCUUCCAACAAUUUCGACUAUAUCCUGGCAGCCGAUGUUGUCUAUGCUCAUCCUUUCCUGGAGGAACUCCUCAUUACCUUUGACCAUCUGUGCAAAGAAACUACCGUCAUCUUCUGGGUCAUGAAAUUCAGGUUGGAGAAAGAAAAUAAAUUUGUAGAUAGAUUUAAGGAGUUGUUUGACCUGGAGGAGAUUUCUAGUUUCCCUAGUCUGAAUAUUAAGUUGUAUAAAGCUAUGAAGAAAAAUCAGAGGAGUGCAGGAUAUCCUCAAAGGGAGGCUUGGAAAACUAAGGCAGUUUCUAGUAGAUUAUCCCUUUAAGGAAGACUCUGGAUAAUCUGACAUAGCACUGACUUUCCACAGGGAAAACACACACACACACACACACACACACACA